Messenger RNA from Pogoniulus pusillus (Red-fronted tinkerbird), 2277 nucleotides. It is a transcript of the gene NFYC, whose product is annotated as nuclear transcription factor Y subunit gamma. Gene Ontology annotation, cellular component: nucleus; CCAAT-binding factor complex. Gene Ontology annotation, biological process: regulation of transcription by RNA polymerase II. The record is from RefSeq and is a predicted model, not a curated record. The transcript is spliced from 11 exons. Bases 391 to 1398 code for a protein of 335 amino acids. Gene Ontology annotation, molecular function: DNA-binding transcription activator activity, RNA polymerase II-specific; protein heterodimerization activity; RNA polymerase II cis-regulatory region sequence-specific DNA binding. Lineage: Eukaryota; Metazoa; Chordata; Aves; Piciformes; Lybiidae.
CGCCUGCGCAGUGCCGCGGCCCGGGGGAAGGGGGCGGCACCUCGGCCCCGCCGCCGCACGGAGCCGCCGCCAUCUUGCUUCUCGGCCGCCGAGCCGCUCGCUCUCGCUCCGGCCGUCCCCCUCCCCCCUCUUUCCCGCUUCCCACCGAUCGGGCCGGAGGCAGCGCGGGCACCGGGUGAAGGGAGGAGGAGGCGGAGGAAGCGGAGAUCGCGGCGCCGGCCGCUCCGAUAAGCCACGUUCCUCAGUGGAGGUUCUCAUGCCAUACAUGAGUGACCUGCAGUGACUUCUCUCUUAGAAGUGCCACAUCCUGCAGAGUGCAGCAAGAGGUGACAGUGACCCCAGCAGCAGCAUUUCUUCCUCCUCUCUUUGCAGCAGCUUUGCACUACCAGGAUGUCCACAGAUGGUGGCUUUGGCACAGCUGGCAACAGUGAUGCCCAGCAAAGCCUCCAGUCCUUCUGGCCACGAGUCAUGGAGGAGAUCCGCAACCUGACCGUGAAAGACUUCAGAGUCCAGGAGCUGCCUCUGGCUCGCAUCAAGAAGAUCAUGAAGCUGGAUGAAGAUGUGAAGAUGAUCAGUGCAGAAGCUCCUGUGCUGUUUGCCAAGGCAGCUCAGAUAUUCAUAACAGAACUGACUUUGAGAGCCUGGAUACACACAGAAGACAACAAGAGGAGGACUCUGCAGAGGAACGACAUCGCCGUGGCCAUCACUAAGUUUGAUCAGUUCGAUUUCCUCAUCGACAUCGUCCCAAGAGAUGAGCUGAAGCCUACAAAGAGACAGGAGGAGGUCCGUCAGGCUGUCACCCCUGCCGAGCCUGUGCAGUAUUACUUCACCCUGGCUCAGCAGCCUGCUGCAGUGCAGGUUCAGGGCCAGCAGCAGGGCCAGCAGACCACCACCUCUACAACAACCAUCCAGCCAGGACAGAUCAUCAUUGCCCAGCCUCAGCAGGGACAGAGCACCCCUGUGACCAUGCAGGUUGGAGAAGGUCAACAGGUCCAGAUCGUGCAGGCCCAACCCCAAGGGCAGAGCCAGCAGGCACAGAGCAGCACUGGGCAGACCAUGCAGGUCAUGCAGCAAAUCAUCACCAACACUGGGGAGAUCCAACAGAUCCCGGUCCAGUUGAAUGCUGGCCAGCUGCAGUAUAUCCGCUUAGCCCAGCCUGUGUCAGGCACCCAGGUAGUCCAGGGGCAGAUCCAGACGCUUGCAACCAAUGCGCAGCAGAUAACACAGACAGAAGUCCAGCAAGGACAGCAGCAGUUCAGCCAGUUCACAGAUGGACAGCAACUUUACCAGAUCCAGCAAGUGACCAUGCCUGCAGGCCAGGACAUCACCCAGCCCAUGUUCAUCCAGUCCACCAACCAGACCUCAGACGGCCAAGCCACACAGGUGACAGGGGACUGAAGGGGGACACUGCAUUGGAUCUUCUCCCUGCGUGGAGCCAAACCAGCCUGACCUUUACCACACCAACCUGGUCUGAUGCCUACAUCUGCUUCUGUCCACCUGCCCUCCACAGCAAGCCUGUAGCAGGCUGCAAUCUCUGCUGCACUCUCUCCACCUUCCUCUGGUGGGUCUGGCAGGACAUCCAAGAGGCCACUGAGAAGAAGGCAGGAAUUAUUCCUUUGGGAUUCUUGGGGUUGUUUUUUUUUUUAGGAGUCAAUAUUUCAGCUGCUUGUCCAAGCCCAGAAAAGAAGAACAACUCCUCAGGAAGGGAAAAAAACAAAACACAAAAAGGGAUUUGUAGCAUCUCAGUGGAAGGUGGAAAAGGUUUUUUUUAUCUGGUCAAGUUGUUGUUGCUGUUACUAUUAAAGGGUCUUGCAUCUGGUGUGUGGUAAGAGCUUUAUUCCUGCUGGUUUCUUGGGCUACUUUGGUUGUUUUUUUCCCCCCCCCUCUGCCUAGAGCUAGAUCCAAUCCUCUCAUCUCAGUGCUUUAGCCGAGCCUGUAUGGGAGGGAGUGGUGGAUGUGUGUGGUAGGUUCUCCUCUCCUCCUGUUUUUGGGGUAAAGCCUCAGCCAUUACCUGUAGGCAAAAGGGAGUAGAGGAGGAGCAAUUCAAAUGCAAACGAACAUUCCUCCUGUGCUGUCUGUGUUGGGUUUGGGUUUGAGGUUGGUUUCUUUGUUUUUCAAGGGGCAAAAUGAUUUUCUUUUCUGGUUUUCAAGUUGAUUUAUUCCAGCAACACUAAAUGGAAACCUGGCCAAGGCCCAGCCCUGCUGUUAACUGUUGUGUUAGCUUCAGUCUGCCUGUAAUAUAAGCUUCAUACCACGCAAUAAACCUCCUUUGUAAGA